This is a messenger RNA of Procambarus clarkii (red swamp crayfish), 1518 nucleotides long. RefSeq lists its product as uncharacterized. Lineage: Eukaryota; Metazoa; Arthropoda; Malacostraca; Decapoda; Cambaridae. The record is from RefSeq and is a predicted model, not a curated record.
AUGGCGGGCUCUGGGAGACCAUGGCGAGCUCUGGGAGACCAUGGCGGGCUCUGGGAGACCAUGGCGGGCUCUGGGAGACCAUGGCGGGCUUUGGAAGACCAUGGCGGGCUUAGGAAGACCAUGGCGGGCUCUGAGAGACCAUGGCGGGCUCUGGGAGACCAUGGCGGGCUCUGGGAGACCAUGGCGGGCUCUGGGAGACCAUGGCGGGCUCUGGGAGACCAUGGCGGGCUCUGGGAGACCAUGGCGGGCUCUGGGAGACCAUGGCGGGCUCUGGGAGACCAUGGCGGGCUCUGGGAGACCAUGGCGGGCUCUGGGAGACCAUGGCGAGCUCUGGGAGACCAUGGCGGGCUCUGGGAGACCAUGGCGGGCUCUGGGAGACCAUGGCGGGCUCUGGAAGACCAUGGCGGGCUUAGGAAGACCAUGGCGGGCUCUGGGAGACCAUGGCGGGCUCUGGGAGACCAUGGCGGGCUCUGGGAGACCAUGGCGAGCUCUGGGAGACCAUGGCGGGCUCUGGGAGACCAUGGCGGGCUCUGGGAGACCAUGGCGGGCUCUGGGAGACCAUGGCGAGCUCUGGGAGACCAUGGCGGGCUCUGGGAGACCAUGGCGGGCUCUGGGAGACCAUGGCGGGCUUUGGAAGACCAUGGCGGGCUUAGGAAGACCAUGGCGGGCUCUGGGAGACCAUGGCGGGCUCUGGGAGACCAUGGCGGGCUCUGGGAGACCAUGGCGGGCUCUGGGAGACCAUGGCGGGCUCUGGGAGACCAUGGCGGGCUCUGGGAGACCAUGGCGGGCUCUGGGAGACCAUGGCGGGCUCUGGGAGACCAUGGCGGGCUUUGGAAGACCAUGGCGGGCUUAGGAAGACCAUGGCGGGCUCUGGGAGACCAUGGCGGGCUCUGGGAGACCAUGGCGGGCUCUGGGAGACCAUGGCGGGCUCUGGGAGACCAUGGCGGGCUCUGGGAGACCAUGGCGGGCUCUGGGAGACCAUGGCGGGCUUUGGAAGACCAUGGCGGGCUUAGGAAGACCAUGGCGGGCUCUGGGAGACCAUGGCGGGCUCUGGGAGACCAUGGCGGGCUCUGGGAGACCAUGGCGGGCUCUGGGAGACCAUGGCGGGCUCUGGGAGACCAUGGCGGGCUCUCGAAGACCAUGGCGGGCUCUGGGAGACCAUGGCGGGCUCUGGGAGACCAUGGCGGGCUCUGGGAGACCAUGGCGGGCGCUGGGAGACCAUGGCGGGCUCUCGAAGACCAUGGCGGGCUCUGGGAGACCAUGGCGGGCUCUGGGAGACCAUGGCGGGCUCUGGGAGACCAUGGCGGGCUCUGGGAGACCAUGGCGGGCUCUGGGAGACCAUGGCGGGCUCUGGGAGACCAUGGCGGGCUCUGGGAGACCAUGGCGGGCUCUGGGAGACCAUGGCGGGCUCUGGGAGACCAUGGCGGGCUCUGGGAGACCAUGGCGGGCUCUGGGAGACCAUGGCGGGCUCUGGGAGACCAUGGCGGGCUCUGGGAGACCAUGGCGGGCUCUGGGUGA